Molecule: messenger RNA, 420 nt
Organism: Ichthyophthirius multifiliis
Lineage: Eukaryota; Ciliophora; Oligohymenophorea; Hymenostomatida
Exons: 9
Source: RefSeq, a predicted model, not a curated record
AUGGUAUAAAAGCUUUUAAUUAUCAUUUUGUAGAUUGAUUCUGCACAUUAAAAUAGAUACGAAGGUGGUCUUUGUUAUGCACAAUGCAAUGAACUUUUUUCAUUCUGGAAUCCAUCAAUUUAAUAAUGUUGGAAAGGUUGUGAUUUUGGAACUGGAAGAGUAAAUGAUCCUGAAUUGAGAAAAGAAGCAGACUUAAUGUGUAAAAGAUGGACUGCUGAAAUUUUGUGGACUUAUAAAGGAGAACUUGAUAAUAUUAAAGACUUAAGAGUACACGCUGAUAUGUACCCAACAACUCCUCAAAAUGUAUAUAGAGCGUGUCUUGCAGGUGUGCCGUCCUUUUACUGUCGCAACUACAAAAAGUUGUUGAUGUUGGGAAAAUUAUGUUCUUGUUUCAUUACAAGUUUAAUUAGCAAUACUUGA